Molecule: messenger RNA, 1599 nt
Organism: Sinocyclocheilus grahami
Lineage: Eukaryota; Metazoa; Chordata; Actinopteri; Cypriniformes; Cyprinidae
Gene: sntg2
Product: syntrophin, gamma 2
Exons: 17
Coding region: 1-1599 (532 amino acids)
Cellular component (GO): dystrophin-associated glycoprotein complex; intracellular anatomical structure
Molecular function (GO): structural molecule activity; protein binding
Source: RefSeq, a predicted model, not a curated record
AUGUUUCGAGCUCCUCAGCUGGGUUCUGCUCAGGUUGCAGGUUUGAAAGCAUCAGGAACCCUUCAGGAAGAAAGCGAUCCUCACGGCAGAUGUGAAUCCACAGGAAGCACGAAAACUGGACUUGCCCUUUUGUACGACGAACACACGAGUAACACCUACGACGUUCGUUUAAAGUUAACGAAAGAGCUGUUAAUCAUACAGAAACAGGAUGUGGUUUGCGUGAGCGGUGGCGACUUAAAUCACAGAACUGUUGUACUUCGAAGACAGCUGACUGGAGGUCUCGGUCUGAGUAUCAAAGGGGGAGCAGAACAUAAAGUGCCUGUGGUCAUCUCAAAGAUUUUCAAAGAUCAAGUAGCCGAUCAGACGGGGAUGCUGUUUAUCGGCGACGCCGUGUUACAGGUCAAUGGCAUUAACGUGGAGAAGUGUACACACGAGGAAGUCGUUCAUCUUUUGCGGACGGCAGGGGAUGAAGUCACCAUCACUGUACGCUACCUCAGGGAAGCGCCGGCCUUCUUAAAACUCCCAUUAGGUUCACCCGGACCGUCCAGCGAUCAGAGCAGCAGGGCGUCCUCGCCGCUUUUCGACAGUGGUUUGCAUUUAAAUGGGAACUCGAGCAACACGGCCCCGUCGUCGCCCUCCUCACCUUCGGCUAAUGAACCGAAGUAUGAGAAGCGCUGGCUGGAUGCCGUCAGCCUCCCUCUGUUCAUGGCUCGAAUCUCUCGACGCAAAGCUGGAACUGACAAAUUAAGAUCGAACAGUUUUGAAGUCAUUGCCUUAGAUGGAGUUUGCACGCACGUUCUUCAGUUUUGCACUGCAGCUGAAAGCACAGACUGGCUUCAAGCAAUAUCAACCAAUAUCAACGAUUUGACCCAGGAGAGCAUAAAAAUGGCAAAUAAAUACUGUUCUGCUGAUGAUCAGAUCGUCCACAUGGGUUGGGUGUGUGAACACCUGCAGGGCGGCGACGUGGAGCCCCUUCACAGCUGCAGGUUCCUGGCGCUGAGAGGAUCUUCUCUCCUCGUCUUCAGGAGUCCUCCUAUCUUGGCAUCAGACUGGACUCAAGCAGAGGCUAGUUUUCACCUCUGUGAGGUUCUUUUUAAGGUUCAUAAGCUGUGGAUAGCUGAAGACUGCUGGAUACAGACCAAGUUUUAUCUGGGGCUCCAGCAGGACGGUGAGCUGCGGGACAGUGAACCCUUCUGCUUCAGUGUGCUGGUGGGUCACGGCCAGAGCUUCUGCUACAGCGUGGAGCUGGGCUCCGAGCUGGUGCUGUGGGAGAAGGCCUUCCAGAGAGCCGUCUUCAUGGAGGUGCAGAGAGUCCGGUCGAAGAGCUACAUGUGCAGCAGUCAAGGCAAGAUCCUGUGCUUCACACUCGACUUUGAGUCGGGCUUCUCCUGCUCCGACAGCAUCUCAAAGAAAACCAUCUGGAAAUACAAAUUCUCCCAGCUGAAGGGUUCAUCGGAUGACGGCAAGACACGAGUGAAGCUCCUGUUCCAGAAUUCAGAGAAUAAACAGAUCGAAAUGAAGAGGGCUACUCGAACGACACGCUUCAUGAAGCUUGGGGUCUUGAAAAUCAAGGGUUUUGGUGGAAUCAGCAGAGUUUGA